Molecule: messenger RNA, 10381 nt
Organism: Diorhabda sublineata
Lineage: Eukaryota; Metazoa; Arthropoda; Insecta; Coleoptera; Chrysomelidae
Gene: Dscam1
Product: cell adhesion molecule Dscam2
Exons: 28
Coding region: 461-6373 (1970 amino acids)
Biological process (GO): axon guidance; dendrite self-avoidance; homophilic cell-cell adhesion
Cellular component (GO): plasma membrane; axon
Molecular function (GO): cell-cell adhesion mediator activity
Source: RefSeq, a predicted model, not a curated record
GUAGUUAGGUUUUUUAUAUUUAUAACGACAUCAUUUUUCGUCGGCCCGUUAAUGAUUUACUCAUUUUUAGAUGGUUAUAUCAUCGCUAGAAUAAACAACUUUUUGUUUAUAUCUAUAAUUUUUUUUUCAGUUGUUAUUUAUAUUUAUCCUUUAUACUCAUUUUCGCGUUUUCAAAUUAAUAAAUAUACAUCAUCAACAGUUUCUUUUUGAGUCUCAAUUUAGUACUCAUUUCGUUAUUUAGGACCUAUCUACAAAGAACAACUCAUCUUUAACUGCAUGGUGUCCAUGAUUUGAUGUUUUUUCAGUCAGUUAGUGUUGUGCGGGUAAGAGCAUCAGUUUACCGGCCAGCUCGACUAAUUUUUAGUGAUUGUUACUGUUUUUUUUGCGGAAAUUAGUGAUACUAGUGUUCUAAUUUCUUAGUGAUCAGUUUAGGUCCGUAUCGGCUCUCGACGUCGCGGCCAUGCUGUUAGGAACCCUGUGUUUCGUCCUCGUCGCCGCGAGUGUUUUCGCCGACGACGACACCACGUCCGGUCCGGUUUUUCUAAAGGAACCGCCGAAUCGUGUCGAUUUUUCUAAUACGACCGGUGCCGUAGUGGAAUGUAGUGCGCGCGGUAACCCCCCACCGGAUAUAAUUUGGGUGCGAGCUGACGGUAGCGCCGUCGGCGACGUUCCAGGAUUACGGCAAGUUCUGGCUAAUGGAAAUUUAGUGUUCCCCCCGUUCAGAGCUGAAGAUUAUCGUCAAGAGGUUCACGCGCAGGUUUAUGCUUGUCUCGCUAAGAAUACCGAAGGUUCCAUUCACUCCAGGGAUGUCAACGUUAGGGCCGUCGUAUCGCAAGCGUACGCGACUAACGUAAUGGAUGAAAGCGUCCUCAAGGGCAACACCGCCAUAUUCAAGUGUCACAUACCUAGCUUCGUAAGUGACUACGUCUCCGUCACUUCCUGGUUACAAGACGACGGACACGAAAUUAUGACCCGGGACGGAUCUAGUUUGAUAUAUGACAGCAAAUAUUUGGUACUACCCUCCGGCGAAUUGCACAUCAAAGAUGUCGGACCUGAGGAUGGAUACAAAUCGUAUCAAUGUCGGACGAAACACAGACUUACCGGAGAAACUCGACUUAGCGCCACCAAAGGCAGACUCGUCAUUACUGAACCUAUCGGUUCUAAGGCACCCGCUUUUUCAUCCGAGUCGAAGAUUUUCACGUUGGAAAGGCCGAUCGGGAAAAAUUUGGCUUUGCUCUGUCCGGCGCAGGCUUUACCGGCACCUUCGUUCAAAUGGUACAAGUUCAUCGAGGGAACAAACCGCAAACAAGCCGUCAUCCUAAACGACAGAGUAAAACAAGUGGCGGGCACGCUUAUCAUUCGCGAAGCGAAAGUCGAAGACUCCGGAAAAUAUUUAUGCGUCGUUAAUAAUUCAGUGGGCGGCGAAAGCGUCGAAACUGUUCUAACUGUAACCGCUCCUUUGAAGGCCAAAAUCGAUCCACCGAUCCAGACUAUAGAUUUCGGAAGACCAGCCGUGUUUACAUGCAAAUUCGAAGGAAAUCCGAUCAAGACCGUCAGUUGGUUGAAAGAUGGUAAUCCGAUCGAUCACAGCGACCCGGUUUUAAAAAUCGAAGCCGUGAGAAAAGAAGACAAGGGAAUGUAUCAAUGCUUCAUUCGUAACGAUCAAGAGAGCGCCGAAGCAACAGCCGAACUGAAAUUAGGAGGUAGAUUCGAACCACCACAAAUUCGUCACGCUUUCAACGAAGAGACCGUCCAACCUGGUAAUUCCGUUUUUAUGAAGUGCAUCGCUUCCGGUAACCCCACUCCUGAAAUCAGUUGGGAAUUGUACGGAAGACGUUUAGCGAAUAGUGAAGUGUACCAAAUCGGUCAAUACGUUACGGUGAAUGGCGAUGUAGUGUCCCAUCUCAAUAUAAGUGCUAUUCACACAAAUGACGGCGGUUUAUAUAGGUGCGUGGCUAGUAGCAAAGUCGGUUCAGCUGAUCAUUCCGCGCGCAUCAACGUGUACGGUUUACCUUUCGUUCGUAGUAUGGAAAAACAAGCGAUCGUUGCUGGAGGUACCCUCAUCGUACAUUGCCCGUUUGCCGGUCAUCCCGUAGAAGCCGUUGUUUGGGAAAGAGAUGGAAGAUUAUUGCCGAUAAAUAGGAAGCAGAAGGUAUUCCCAAACGGUACCCUCAUCAUCGAAAAUGUUGAGCGAACAUCCGACCAAGCUACUUAUGUUUGUGUGGCUAAAAAUUCGCAGGGAUACAGCGCCAGAGGAUCUUUAGAAGUCCAAGUAAUGGUACCUCCUCAAAUUACGCCGUUCGAUUUCGGGGACGCUCCCGUCAACUCCGGUGAUAUGGUCACAGUUUUUUGUACAGUUAACAAGGGAGACGUCCCGAUAGGAAUAAAAUGGACGUUCAACGGCAAACCUAUGGUAAACGGUGACGAUAUCGGUAAAUAUCCAGAAAUAAUUGUAUCGAAAGGAGGAAAGAGAAGUUCGAUGGUCACGAUCGAAUCUGUAUCGCAUUCCAACGCUGGAAACUACAGUUGCCACGCUAAAAAUGCAGCGGGGGAAAAUGUUUUCACCACAGAAUUAUUAGUUAACGUACCACCAAGGUGGAUAUUAGAACCUACCGAUAAAGCUUUUGCUCAAGGUUCUGACGCUGUUGUUGAAUGUAAAGCUGAUGGUUUUCCUAAACCUACUGUGACAUGGAAAAGAGCUACUGGUGUUUCUCCUGGAGAUUACAAAGAUUUCAAACCGAACAAUCCGGAUAUUAAAGUCGAGGACGGCACUUUAACUAUUAAUAAUAUCCAAAAAACAAACGAAGGAUACUAUUUAUGCGAAGCCGUCAACGGAAUUGGAUCCGGAUUAUCGGCCGUCAUUUUGAUUAGUGUUCAAGCUCCUCCCCAAUUCGACGUUAAAUAUCGCAACCAAACAUCCCGAAGGGGAGAUCCGGCCGUACUACAAUGCGAAGCUAAAGGCGAAAAACCGAUCGGUAUCAUUUGGAACAUAAACAACAAACGUCUCGAACCUAAAGGCGAUAAUCGUUAUACCAUCAGAGAACAAAUACUACCCAGUGGCGUUCUCUCCGAUUUAAGUAUCAAACGUACCGAAAGAGGAGACUCUGCUAUAUUUACGUGCGUAGCAACAAACGCUUUCGGUAGCGAUGACACCAACAUCAACAUGAUCAUUCAAGAAGUGCCCGAAGUUCCGUACGGACUCAAAGUUUUGGAUAAAUCAGGAAAAACGGUCCAAUUAUCGUGGGUUUCGCCGUACGAUGGUAAUUCUCCGAUUAAGAAGUUCUUAAUAGAAUACAAACCGAGCAAAGGUAGUUGGGACAAAAAUUCCGAAAAAGUACUAAUCCCAGGCGAUCAAACCGAAGCGGGUAUCUUCACUUUACGUCCAGCUACAACUUACCAUAUCAGAAUUGUCGCCGAAAACGAUAUCGGAUCCAGUGAUCCUUCCGAUACCGUGACUAUCAUAACCGCCGAAGAAGCUCCAAGCGGACCACCGACUGCAAUAAGAGUCGAAGCCGAAGAUCAACAUUCCCUAGCCGUGUUUUGGAAACCACCGUUGAGAGAUCAUUGGAACGGUGAUAUUCAAGGUUAUUAUGUCGGUUAUAAAUUGGCGGGAGCUGAUAAACCUUAUUUGUUCGAAACUGUUGAAAUUCAAAGGGAAGAUGAAGCUAAGGAACACACUUUGAAGAUUUGUAACCUCAAAACAUACACACAAUACUCUGUAGUAAUUCAAGCGUUUAAUAAAGUUGGAGCCGGUCCUACGGCAGAAGAAAUUAAAGCAAACACCGCCGAAGGUGUUCCUGAACAACCCCCAGAGAAAGCCACCUGCACCACACUAACAGCCCAAACUAUUAGAGUGUCUUGGGUUUCCCCACCGCUCACAUCCGCCAACGGCGUUAUCAAGGGAUACAAAGUCAUCUACGGACCUUCUGAUUCAUGGUUCGAUGAAAAUAGCAAGGAUACAAAAAUAACGGCAUCCAGUGAAACAAUCCUCCACGGUUUAAAGAAAUAUACGAAUUAUAGCAUGGAGGUAUUGGCUUAUACUUCAGGAGGAGACGGAGUUCACACAACUCCAAUUCAUUGUCAAACUGAACAAGACGCACCCGAGGCACCUACGGCUGUCAAAUCGUUAGUAAUGUCUGACGAUUCUAUAUUAGUUAGUUGGAAACCCCCGACGGAACCCAACGGAAUUAUAGAAUACUACAUGGUGUAUUACAAAGAAACCGGUAGCGACGAAAAACCCAAAUCUCAAAAGAUAGUACCAAAUUUGAGAAACCAGAAUCUCAGUUAUCAAGCUAAGAACCUAGACAGUAACCUAAAAUACGAAUUUUGGGUAACGGCGGCUACUACCAUAGGUGAAGGACAACCGUCUAAAAAAGUUACCGUUUCUCCAAGUACCAGUGUUCCCGCUAAGAUCGCCUCAUUCGACGACACCUUCACGACCACUUACAAAGAAGACGUAACUCUACCGUGUCUAGCUGUAGGAGUACCGACACCGGUUAUAACGUGGACUAUCAAAGGCGUCAAAUUUUCCGCUAAUACCAACGAUAGAGUCAGACAACACCCCGACGGUUCCCUUUUCAUCCGCGAUAUAACUCGUACUGAUGCAGGGGAAUAUUCCUGUAAAGUCGAAAACGACUACGGGCAAGAUUUCGUAACCCAUCAUUUAAUUGUAAACGCACCACCUAACGCUCCGAUAGUUCAACUCACUUCUACCACCACGAAUUCGUUGACGAUUAAAUUGAAACCUCACGAUACUGACGGAGAACCCAUUCACGGUUAUACCAUCCAUUACAAACCGGAAUUUGGAGAUUGGGAAACUAACCAAGUGGGACCUAACAUAGAUAAAUAUACAAUCGAAAAAUUAUUGUGUGGUACUAGGUACCAACUGUAUGUUACAGCUUACAACAGCAUUGGAACUGGUGAUCCGUCUGAUAAUUUGACCCCGAAGACCAAAGGAGAAAAACCAAUAAUCCCAAGCGCUGAAAAAUUCAUUUUAGUGUCUUCAAACAGUAUCACUUUACACUUGAACGCUUGGUCUGAUGGCGGUUGCCCCAUGUUGUACUUUGUCAUUGAACAAAAGAAAAAAAAUAGCAACGAAUGGAUUCAAGUCUCCAAUCACGUCAAACCUGGUGGAAACUUCGUUCUGCUCGACUUGGAUCCGGCUCAAUGGUAUCAUUUGAGAGUUACGGCUCAUAAUAACGCAGGAUUCAACGUUGCCGAAUACGAAUUUGCGACACUUACUGUUACUGGAGGUACGAUCGCUCCUGCGCGGGAUAUGCCCACUAUGAAAUUGCUAUUCCCUUGGAUUCCAGAUUGGGUGGAUUGGAACAUCGCAGUACCGGUUGCGGCGACAGUUGUUGUAGUCGUUGUCGGUAUUGUUGUCAUUUGCGUGGCGCUUUCAAGAAAAGCUCACGGGCCUCUACAAACUAGGCUCCGGAGCGACUGUAUGUAUGACGUCGUUUACAAUCAAUCUUGCAACGCGGCUAAUACAUUGGACAAACGACGCCCCGAUUUAAGAGACGAACUCGGUUACAUCGCGCCACCGAACAGAAAACUACCGCCGGUUCCUGGAUCGAACUACAACACUUGCGACAGGAUCAAGAGAGGUACAAUAAGAGCACAUUACCGUUCUCAUUCCACUUGGGAUCCCAGGAGACAUUUAUACGAAGAACUAAGAAGUAGGAGGGGUUCAAAUGAGACUGUUCACACUCAUAGAGGUAUGGAUGACGAAAUAUGUCCUUACGCUACAUUCCACCUUCUUGGAUUCCGCGAAGAAAUGGAUCCUACCAAGGCAUUACAAUUCCAGACGUUCCCCCAUCCCCAUUCUGGUACUAUAGGACCCUCUGGCAUGACGACACCACACGGUCUACAUUCAAGAAACGGUUCCCAAUCUAUGCCACGACAAAACAGGAAUAGAUACGAUAGAGUAGGAUCUCAAGGUAAUGGUAGCAUUUAUUCCCCCGGUCCGGAAUACGACGACCCGGCCAACUGUGCCCCCGAAGACGAACAAUACGGAUCACAAUACGGUGGUUACGGCGCCCCAUACGAUCAAUAUGGUAGUCGAGGAUCAAUCGGUCGUCGUUCUUUAGGUUCCUUGAGAAUUCCUCCAGGUAAUAGCAGUCCCGAACCACCACCUCCACCACCAAGAAAUCACGAUCCAUCUUUCAACGAUUCCAAGGAUAGCAACGAAAUUUCGGAAGCCGAAUGCGACAGGGAUCAACUUAUCAACAGUCGGACGUAUGGCGUAAUGAGAGGUAACUCGAAGGAUGGUAUGACCCAUGAAGAAAUGCGAAAACUGAUAGAGAGAAACGAAACAGGGCAAACCUGCUCAGCAAACGGGGGACUCUCAGCCUACGAUACUAUGGCAGUGUAACCUGUGAAAGGAAAACGGCCCCUACUAAUUCAGUUUUGAAGAUCACACUACAAAUUUCUUUUUACGUCGUCUACAUAACCAAAUUGAUUUAUUUCAAUAAUUCAACACUUUGUGUCAGCAAUAAAUACUCACCGAAAAUUUUUUGAGACUGAUUGCUUCAUCAUUUCCAUAAUUAGCACAAAUUUGGUAGUAUUUCUUUCAUUUUUUUAGUGCUUUGGAUCUUCAAGUGAGUGUUUGUUGCAGAUAUUUUUUAUCGUAUUGUAGUUUGACGGAGAAGUGACAGUGAUGUGGUUUUUUUCCAAAAAUAUCUAAUUAACAAUUUUAAAAAAGGCAAACCGCCAAAACGGGGCGUUGAAAACAAAAAAUGUCACAACUAUUACUUCUCCUUUUUCGUCUUUAAUAUUUUAUACCAAAUUUUAUGAUUAGAUUGCGAUUCUCUUUGGGCCGAUAGAGCCGCUAUUACGAAUACGUACACAUUUUGCCAAUAUUUUGGUAAUUAAUAGGAUUUCGAGUUUUUUUUUGUACAGAGUGGCUCAAUGUGUCAUGUGAUAUUUUGUGGUUUGUGAAUGGGUGGACGUUGGUUUCUUUUUUGGUCUACAGGUGGUGCCAAAAUUCAACAUAAAAUUUAAACAUCUCUAAAUUAGUCGACCAGGCUGUAAUAGAUCAAAUAUAACAUGCGAAGCGUUGUACCUAACUCAUAUUACAGUAAAUUCACUCAUAUUUGCUGUUUUUUCUGUUGCUCAAAAAAACUAUUACCACAAUCAUUAAUAAAUAAUUGUACAAUAUAGUUAAAAAAACGAUUUACACGAUUUACCCUACUGAGAUAAGCUCCGAAACAGUACCAAAAAUAAUCGCCCAGUACAGUAAAUUUCAAAAUAUAUAGGUAUAACUUCAAAUUUAUAUCACCUGGUAUAAUCAUACUGUAGGCUUUUUUAAGGUUAGGUAUAGCUUAUUGUUCGGUUUUUGCUUAUAUGUUGUUUUCUUUUUUUAAUAGUUUGUAGUAAGUUGGCGAUAAGAUUUAGUUAUUUCUACCACAAAGAAGUUAGGUUAGUUUUUUACAUGAUAAUACUGGGUCAACAAUGUAUGAAUUCGAUUAUAUGAUUAUUUUACAGUUGACUAGGACUGCAUAAAUUCUUAGUUAUGAUUAUUUGACAUUGACAUAAAGUCGAUAUAUUUAAAACUAUAAAGGUUGUAUUAAUCAACUUAAUACAUUGAAGUCCACGUAGUGAAAAUACCAAAAGAAGAAGUUAAGAUGAUGGAAUAAAACAAGUAAUUUGACAAAGGAUAAAGUUUGUACAUCCAAUUCAAAUAAUAUGUAGAAUGACAGUUUAUCACGUAAAUAAUUGACAUUUCUUUUACUAUAUUUCGUGUAGUGUUUUCAUUAUUAUACAUUGUUCGAAGGUUGUGCGUCGCCGACUUAUAAUUAAAACAUAUAUGCUGUGGCAAAAGUUUAUAUAGAGCUCUAAGAUGAGAGAUAAGUUGAUGGUUAUAAAAUUACCAGUCCAUAUAGCUAUUUUUGUCGUUUUUCUGCAUUAUAUUACCAAAUCAAACUUCUCUCAUCCACAAGGUGUCUUAUAAGUAGUGGAACAUGCUCUAUCAGUGAACGAUUUAUCUUUGAUUACUGUGUGUUCUAUUUCUCGUGAGUCGCCCUGUAUAUUUUUCUUUCUUAGGUAAGUCGAAAGUUAAAAUAAGUAUUUUAAUUUGCGAAAUUUAUGGAUAUAUCAAUGUGUUUAAAUUCGUGCAUGUAAACUAGUAGCUGUUCGAUCUAGAUACUCAAGAGUUAUUAAAUUAAGAGAAAAAUAGCAAGAAUUAUAAUUUCAAAGUUUAAAUAAUCCAGACAAAACGCCGAGUUGGUGUGUAAAAGUUUUUUUCUCGUAAAACUUAUCGUAAUUAGAAAAAAAUGAGUUUUUCUCCAUUGUUAUAGCAUCUGAAUAUUUAAAUUCAAUCUAAACUUGAAAGUGGAGAUAUGAUUAAUGUUGAUUAUAUAAAGUACAAAUUGAAAAAAGAUCAUUUGAAAUAUAAUUUCGAGAUAAAUGUAAGAAAUUUUGAAAAUGUUUUUGAUGAAAAGAUAUCUGAGGGGAAAAGCUUUUUUACAUACCAUCUGGACUAAAUUAAUGUAUUUUAUUCAAUAACCUAAGGUAUCAGUAGAUUUAGUCGUAUCCUUAACAAAUUUACCGUUCUCAUGGCAUUUUAGACUCGCCUUCUUUAAUUUUUGAAAAUAUACAUCGUUUAUAUUGCUUGUUCAAUACAAAUUUUAUUGUUGUUGACUAAUCAUUACUGUUCUAGCUAGCGUACUACCUUUUUGCACUUUUUCUUUAUUCUUUUGAAAUUUUUCGAAAUUUGUUUGAAUAAAUUUAAAUUUACAAUGUGAAAUACACCAAUUAUGGUAAGAGUAGCAGACACUUCAGCGAGGAUAUUUCUUAAAAAAAAAUACAAUUUCAAAUAAAAAAAAUUAAGAAUAUCUUUUCUUUUUAGCUAAACCUCAUUAAGUUUCAACUACAAUUAGUAAAUUUAAUAUCAUUUUAGGCCAAAUUGAUUCAGUAUUUAGAAGUACCACUAUCAUUUUUAUUUGAUUCAUUUAAUUAGUUCGAAUAAGCUAGCUAAGCAGAUUUAUCAAACAUUCAACCUCAUUUCCUAAUUUAUGCAUCCAGUAAUUUACAUUUCAAGUUCCUAAAUAGUUUGCAAAGUUUAGCUGACAUAGAUCUGGUGUACAUUUGAUUAUUUGUCAUUUUUUGUGUAUUGAGCCCUAGUCAUCCGAAUCAAUUAGUUAACUAUCUUUCAAACGUUCGAAAAGUGGCAAAUAAUGUUUUUUCUUUUUGUGAUAAUGCAUUAAAAUGGUUUGGAAUGCCAUUUACUAAGUGUAUUGUAAGUGUGCUAUACAUAUAUAUCCAUUAGAAUUAAGUGAUUAAGUUAAGGGUAGUAAUGUAUCGUCUAUAGUUGGAAAUAUUAACCGUAAAACCACCUUUUUUCAGUAUUUAUUGAUUAUAGAGUCAUUUUAGAUAACUUUAUUUUCUUUCUAUCUUGUGUCAAUGAAUUUUUGAGAUACAGACAGUUCUUUAAGACAAAAUUGGGAUGAAAAGUGAAAAUGAGAGUUUUUAACUUAGAUUUCUGAAAUUUUAGUCAAUUUACCGUAACAGUUUUAAAUUAAACCUACACAUUUCCUGUUUAUUUUUGAGUACAAAUGAUAUAGGAACAAGUUUUCUAUUCGAGAUAAACAAAUGAUUUAUGGUGUUUGAUUCAGAAUGAAUCAAAAAUUUUUAAAAAAAUUUUCUUACACAUUUGGGACUCCUGUCUUAUUAGUGUAACCUUUUAACCGCCCUGCCAAUUUAAAAAGAGCACUGAUUACAUAUGGGCAUCAUAAUUUUUUAUAGGGAAGAAUCUCGAAUUAAGGGUGAAAAUUUUCUGAAGCCCUAGGAGACUUCCUGCCAACAUUAUUUCCGAUUGUUUUGAACCAAAUUUGUUUGAUUGGUUUAAUUAUAACUAUUGUAUAACCCUACUAUCAAAAAAAAUUGUUAAUAAAAUAGAUGAUAGCAGUAAUCAGAUCCAUUUUUUUCCAAGGAACUCGAGGAGUUUUCCAUGAAUCAUAAGUACUUUCUAUACUUUUUCAGUACUCCAAAAGGCAGGAAAUCGUGGUUGAACUAUGAUCCAAUAUCUUUCAGUCUUUCAAGUUCAGUAUGUAAACUUAUAUUUUCCAUAUUGCAUAUCUGGGUUGUUUUUUUAAAUUUACUAGUAUAACACUUUGGAUGAUAUUGUACUACCAAAUAUAAUACUAUUUAAUAAAAUAACAUAUAAUAAUACUCCAUGUUCUAAUUGAUCUUAUAUAUACUAAUCCUUUUGUAUACAAUUUUUCCCAUUUAAACUCAUUAUUAUUAUUAUGAUUAAUUUCAUUUGGAUUGUAGCGUUGAGAAGAUUUUGAGUGUGUUUUAUACAAGUUUGCCAUUUUGACACUCUUUAAUUUCUAAAUGCUUGUAUACCAAAGUUUUGGUUAAAUAUACAUAAAUAUAACUA